GCCAUUUGGUUUUCUGCAAGAAGGAGAGAGAAUGACAAUGGAGGUGGAAGGUAAGACCCCGCAAUCACAAUUUCCUGACAAAGUUCAACCUGCAAAGAAUGUAGAAGAAGAGGAAGUGGAUGACAAUCCCAUUGAGGAAGUCAGGCUGACUGUUCCAAUCACAGAUGACCCGACAGAGUCAGCCUUAACAUUCCGGACAUGGGUUCUGGGGCUUAUAUCUUGCUGCAUUCUUGCUUUUGUCAACCAGUUCUUUGCCUAUCGUCAGAAUCAGCUCUCUAUCUCAUCAAUAUCUGCACAAAUCGUUGUUCUCCCUAUAGGGAAGUUGAUGGCUGCAACUCUUCCGAAAAAAGAAAUUCGAGUUCCAUUCACCAAGUGGUCGUUCUCAUUGAAUCCAGGGCCAUUCACUUUGAAAGAACAUGCGUUGAUCACUAUAUUUGCCAACUGUGGAGCUGGGGGUGUUUAUGCAGUAAAUAUCAUCACAAUUGUCAAGGCCUUCUACCACAGAUCAUUGCAUCCAGUUGCAGCCAUGUUGCUAGCACAAACUACACAGCUGCUCGGAUACGGAUGGGCUGGCUUGUUCAGAAAAUUCCUAGUCGAUUCCCCUUACAUGUGGUGGCCAGCAAACCUGGUUCAAGUUUCUUUAUUCAGGGCGCUGCAUGAGAAGGAAAAGAGAACAAAGGGGGGGCAUACAAGGCUACAAUUCUUCAUCAUUAUUUUCAUAUCAAGCUUUGCUUACUACAUCGUACCAGGCUACCUUUUCCAAUCAAUAUCAGCUGUGUCCUUUGUUUGCUGGAUUUGGAAGGAUUCAAUCGUAGUCCAGCAGAUAGGUUCAGGCCUAAACGGCUUUGGCAUUGGCUCUUUUGGUCUUGAUUGGUCUACAGUUGCAGCCUUCCUGGGAAGUCCUCUUGCGACACCCUUAUUUGCCAUAAUCAACAUCUUGUUUGGGUUCAUAUUGUUCCUCUAUGUUCUUACUCCCAUUGCUUACUGGUCAAACUCAUUCCAAGCCAGACGAUUUCCCUUGAUUUCUUCUCAUACCUUUGAUGCUGCUGGUCAGACUUACAACAUUACUCGGAUUCUGAAUCAGAAAACUUUUGACAUCAAUCUACCGGAGUAUAACAAUUACAGUAAACUCUAUCUGUCUGUCACGUUUGCUUUCCUAUAUGGAUUGAGCUUUGCAACUCUCAUGGCUACCAUUUCCCAUGUCGCCCUGUUUGAGGGAAAAACAAUCUGGAAAUUGUGGAAAAAGACAACAUAUGCGGUGAAAGAUAAUCUUACAGAUGUGCACACAAGGCUGAUGAAGAAGAAUUAUGAGGCAGUCCCCCAAUGGUGGUUUCAUAUUAUCUUAAUCUCAAUCAUGGUCCUUUCCAUCAUUGCCUGUGAAGGUUUUGGCAAACAGCUUCAACUCCCCUGGUGGGGAGUUUUGCUGGCCUGCGCAAUUGCCCUGUUUUUCACCUUACCAAUCGGAAUAAUCCAAGCCACAACGAACAUGCAACCAGGGUUGAAUGUGAUUACAGAGUUGGUUAUCGGGUACAUGUACCCUGGCAAGCCUCUUGCCAAUGUUGCUUUCAAGACGUAUGGCUAUAUCAGUAUGGUACAAGCUCUCAACUUGGUUGGGGAUUUCAAACUAGGUCAUUACAUGAAGAUCCCUCCGAAAUCGAUGUUCAUUGUCCAGCUGGUCGGAACAGUAGUUGCUUCGAGUUGCUACUUUGGAACAGCAUGGUGGCUUCUGUCGAGUAUCGAGCACAUAUGUGAUCCUGCUUUGCUACCAGAGGGGAGUCCGUGGACAUGCCCUGGUGACGACGUGUUCUACAAUGCUUCAAUCAUUUGGGGGGUUGUAGGCCCUCUCAGAAUGUUCUCAAAGUAUGGCAACUACCCGCAGAUGAACUGGUUCUUCUUGAUCGGCUUGCUUGCCCCUGUUCCAGUAUGGUGGUUAUCACGCAAGUUCCCAGAGAAGAAAUGGAUAAGGCUGAUACAUAUGCCGAUGAUCCUUGGAGCUACACAGGGCAUGCCACCAGCUAAAGCUGUGCACUAUAUCUGCUGGGGAACCGUCGGAAUAUUCUUCAACUGGUAUGUUUAUAACAGGUACAAGCGAUGGUGGGGUAAACAUACCUAUAUCUUAUCUGCUGCUUUGGAUGCCGGCGUUGCCUUCAUGGGAGUACUUCUUUACUUCACCCUUCAGUCCCAUGAUAUUGUCGGACCAGAAUGGUGGGGACUGGACGCCACCGACCAUUGCCCAUUGGCACGUUGUCCCACAGCAAAAGGGAUUAUGUCUAAAGGAUGUCCUGUUCUUUGAAACUCAUUGCCACAAAGGGCC
Theobroma cacao (cacao) is the source of this 2314-nucleotide messenger RNA. RefSeq names its product oligopeptide transporter 1-like. Lineage: Eukaryota; Viridiplantae; Streptophyta; Magnoliopsida; Malvales; Malvaceae. Gene Ontology annotation, biological process: transmembrane transport. Gene Ontology annotation, molecular function: oligopeptide transmembrane transporter activity. The record is from RefSeq and is a predicted model, not a curated record.